Molecule: messenger RNA, 3317 nt
Organism: Octopus bimaculoides (California two-spot octopus)
Lineage: Eukaryota; Metazoa; Mollusca; Cephalopoda; Octopoda; Octopodidae
Product: phospholipid transfer protein C2CD2L
Source: RefSeq, a predicted model, not a curated record
AGCUCAAAGAUCUCUGUUUCAACUCCGUUGUCAAGAUGCAGAGCAAAUUGCAGAAGGCACUUGACUCGCUUACAAGAAACAACUUCCAGGCCAGAUUCCAAAUGUGACAGGAAUGCUGGGGUCGGUGUAUUAGUGCAAAAAGGUGACUAUUUUGAAGGAGAUGAUGUUAAAACUCAGGGUCCUGUCCAGAUAAAGAUAGAAAAAUUAGAGCCAGGCAGUCCACCACCCAAGAUUUCUGACAUCAAAUAUGAAUCAGGAACCAAAACAGAAGAUUACUUUCUCAUCAAUUAUUUCUCUGAUGCUCACAACUUGUCAUUCUCUAUGUUUGCCUCCCAAAAAACACACACUGGAAUGAAACUAACCAAUUGUUUAUGUGACGUGGCAAGAUACCAAGCUAAAGUGAAACUCUAUUUCAAAUAUACCCAAGGCCAUAUAAUUCUUACAACUAGUUUUGAUGGUCAGCCUUUAGCCAAAGUCAAGGUGAAACCAAUUAACCCAUAUCAGGAGUCUGAAGAAGUAGUUGACCUUGGUGUAGUAGAAGAAGUUGUCCGCAACGCACUGUGUAUGUCCUCAGUGACCAUCAACAUGUCUGACUACCUGGGAUUGUCAUCCAGUUUUGACUCAAGCCAUGACCUCGACUACAAGCCUCUGGUCACGUUUCCUGAGUUUGAUGAAGAGAUGCCUGUUGUAAGUCAUAAUAUAACCGAUCAAGUUGCUCUCAGUCAUAAAAUAGCUGAGAUAUACAGGCGUACAUCUUUGGCACAACAAUCCACAUUACCAUUUAAAAAGGUUCCAGCUCUAACUGCUCCUCCUCCAAAACCCCCAAGAGGAAUUGGAGACAAACGGCUGUUUGUGAAAAUUAUUAAAGCAACAAGUCUUGGAGGAAGAGAUGUUGGAACAGGUGACCCAUUCUGUGUGAUUAUAAUGGAUAGCCCCUACCAAAAAUAUGAGACCACAGUCGUCAGAAAUACUGUCAGCCCAUUUUGGGAUGAACAUUUCCUCUUGGAUGUUUCUCCAGCAUCGACCCUACUUCGUUUCGAGUUGUAUGACAAGGGAAAGUCCCCAGCUGAUGAAUUCCUUGGAGAUGCAACAAUCUACAUUGAAGACGUCCGGAAAACUCCAAGCAGUCGACAGAUUAUUCCCUUACAGAGUCCUUCUGGCAGUAUGGAAUACCAAGCCGGCUCUUUAACAGUAGAGUUCCUUCUCAUGGAAUCCUAUGAAGUAGAACAAUACAUGGACUCUGCUCUAGGACCAAAGAAUCUCAGAAACAACCAGACCUCUCCACGCCGCCGAGUUGAAGUGUCACGCACCAUAACACCUGGUGGGACGGUAGUUACUACAACUACCACCACCACCCAGCGGCCACAGUACGGCACUCUUCUUCCCGGCAAUCAGAGUGUGCCGUGUGUCGUAGAAAAACUUAGUCCUUAUUCUGAAAGUAGUAAAAACUCUCCAAGUACCAACCAGUCCUCUCCGUCAUUUGCAGGACGGACAGAUAAGCAAGAGUCUUCAGAAAUGAUAGUUAUUAACAAUGUUGAGUCAGUAGCUGAGACGGCCAUCCGAGAACUACUGGAGCGAUCCAAAAGACCACGCACACCCACUAAAACUAGUACAUUAAUUAUAACCAGUGUGAAAAGGGAACCUGUCGUACCUGUAAUCAAGACCAUAGACAGUUUGCCAGGAGAAGAUAAUAUUGACAGUCCUUCUUCAGCCUCCGCUGACAAAUCUCAAACUGGAAGUACUGUGUCCGAUAAAGAGAAAAAGAAAUCCUUCUCUCUGGCCAAGACCCUUAAGAAAAGAUUUGGUCGUUCCAAGGUGCGGUCCCAAAGUGCAGACCGAGCUCAGUCCCUGAAAUCAGAAGGAGGUAGCAACACCUACCUGUCACCAAAUGAGUCCAGCUUCAAGCCUAUGUCCAAAUCAACAGAAGACAUUAAUGGAAUCAGCCUUGAGGUACCACCAAUAAAGAAAUCCUCAUCUCUUGGUGGAAGCCUCAAAAAAUUGUUCCGGCGUGGACGCAAGAGAACACGAGACCCAGGUGAAACAUCCCGUGAGAGUUCCCUGUCUCGUUCAUCAAUGCGUUACCCUGCCUCAUCUCGUGAAGGUUCUAUAGACUCCACUCGCUCUCCAUAUGUUCCAACACUUACAUCAUAACUUAAUGCUAAUAUUAAUCUCUAUAUUCAAGCAGCAAUGAACCUGACUUCAACAUUGUUUCCGACUGCCAACAUCUGAAUGGGAAGACAGUUGCUGCUUCCAAUGAGAAUAUUUUGAAACAAUGAAAUCGAGUGGUAAGACAAGAAUCCUAGAUGUAAUCAGGAAGUUUGUUUGUGUUUAGUAAUUUGAUCGGCAUUUUCCUUUUUAAACUUUUUGCAUAUUUACACUUGAAAUCUUCUUGAAAUCUUUUCUGAUCUUCAAUAGAAUUAAGAGACAGGAUUGCAACUGUAAUCAGGAGUGUACAGAAGAACAAAUAAGACAAAGCAAAAAUAAUCUGAAAUAAAAGGAAAGAUUGUCUAAUUCACCUUUUUAUACAUAUUUUUUAAAAUAAAAUAAUCACCCAAAAUGACAUUUGCUUGACAGCUUGGUUACACCAUUCUGUAAAAUAAUUAUUCAUUUCUUUAACAAUACAGACAUUGCUUUAUGAAUGAGCUUUCAAAGUGAAGAAGGAAAAGAAAUUUACAGCAAUCAUAACUUUCUCUAAAAUAUAUUUGCAUCACAAUUAAGAGGAAUCAGUGUCAACGAAUGUAGGAAACGGUGACACAGUCUCAGCUUGCUUUAUUUGUUUUCUCUACAGCACUCUCUCCACUUGUAUUACUGUUGUUGUUGCUGUUGUUGUUGUUGCUGUUGAGGAGGAGCUGAGUUGAGCCAAAUUGUUGUUUUGUAUUGUGGAGCUACACACAUACACUCACACACACAAUAAGUUCUUUUUGUCUUCCAUGUUUAAUUCUUUAAUCAUACAAGCUGCGAUGUUAUUCUCUUUCACACACACUCCAUCAAUGUGUACCAUUAUAUUAAGCUAGAUUUAUCUUUCUGUGAUAAAUCUAAAAUAUUGCUGUUUCUGUCUACAAAAGAUUAGAAACAAUUCUUUAUUUCGUAUUGUCACAAAACUCUGCUUCCAUUAUUUAAAUAGGUGUGACAAAAGUACUUUUCUCAACCCCAGUGCAUCACUGGUACUCGUUCUAUAAAGCAGAGAUGGAUGAAAUUUUUCUUUAAUGGGUUUAACUCGAAACUAUAAGUUAUUUCACAGGAUACCAGGAAAUGUCUAGUUUGGCACUGGACCAUCUGUGCAACUCGACUGCCUCAAUUAAAAGUGAAUUUUGACA